This is a messenger RNA of Chelonus insularis, 3525 nucleotides long. Its product is annotated as hrp65 protein-like. NCBI's taxonomy places the organism in Eukaryota, Metazoa, Arthropoda, Insecta, Hymenoptera, Braconidae. The record is from RefSeq and is a predicted model, not a curated record. Gene Ontology annotation, molecular function: RNA binding. The transcript is spliced from 13 exons. Gene Ontology annotation, cellular component: nucleus. Gene Ontology annotation, biological process: regulation of DNA-templated transcription. Bases 152 to 1903 code for a protein of 583 amino acids.
GAGAUUCAUUCGAGUCUCUUUGUCGGCAGACGCGAACGUGAACACAGUUUUCUAAUAAGUGUGCGUCUACGUAACGCAAAAUUAGAAUAGUUUGCCUAGUUUUUACUUUUUGUUUAUAAUAUUAAUUAAGUUUUAAACAAAAAUAAAAACAAUGGCCACAGAAACUACUCAAGAAGCAUCAAAUGUAAAAGCAGAAGGUAAUAAUGAAAAUAAUCCACGAUCUGGUGGAAACCAGAGUGGCGGCCAAGGCGGUGGUAGUGGCGGAGGAGGAGGUGGAGGUGGUCGUGGUGGCCGAGGACGUAAAGGAUCACGAUUUUCUGGUGGUCGAGGAGGCUAUCAAGGCGGCGGAGGUCCUAGGAAUAAUGAUAUGGCGAUGAAAAUGAGUGAAUCGAUGAUGGAAAAUUCUGAAGGGAAUAUGCAAGAUAAUUCCGGCUCCAACACCGGACCUUCAGGUCCGGGAGGACGCGGCGGCGGCCGUGGCGGUGGACGAGGUGGCCGCGGAGCCGGAGGAGGAGGCGGUGCCGGUGGUGGCGAUAGAGGACAAAAUAGAUCACAAGAUGAUCGUCUUAUGGAAAGAAUAAUGAGUUUAAGUGGUCCCACACAUGAAUUGCCGCCCCAAGAUACCGCAGAAAAAAAAUUCAGCGGUCGUAAUCGCUUAUAUGUUGGUAAUCUCACAAACGAUAUCACAGAAGAAGAAAUUACCAAUAUGUUCUCUCCUUAUGGCGAAAUAUCAGAAUUAUUCGUUAAUAAAGAAAAAAAUUUCGCAUUUUUAAGAAUGGAUUACCGAGUAAAUGCAGAGAAAGCUAAACAUGAAUUAGAUGGCACAAUGCGCAAAGGCCGUGCUAUUAGAGUCAGAUUUUCUCCACAUUCAUCUGCGAUAAAAGUUAAGAAUUUAACACCUUUUGUAUCUAAUGAAUUAUUAGAACGAUCAUUCAGCGUCUUUGGUGAAAUCGAACGAGCUAUUGUUAUUGUUGAUGAUAGAGGAAGAAGUACAGGUGAAGGAAUUAUUGAAUAUGUCCGAAAACCAUCAGCAUUGAUGGCUAUCAGAAAAUGUAAUGAAGGAUGUUAUUUCUUAACUGCUUCACUCCGGCCAGUAAUUGUUGAACCUUUUGAACAACAAGAUGAUAUCGACGGUUUCCCAGAUAAAAACAUUCCACGAAAAAAUUCUGACUUCUUCAAAGCUCGAGAAGUUGGCCCACGAUUUGCCCAGGUUGGUAGUUUUGAACAUGAAUAUGGAACAAGAUGGAAGCAAUUGUACGAGCUAUAUAAACAAAAAGAAGAAGCACUGAAACGAGAAAUGGCUAUGGAAGAAGAAAAAUUAGAGGCUCAAAUGGAAUUCGCCAGAUAUGAACAUGAGACUGAAUUGCUACGUGAACAAUUGCGAGUGCGAGAAGCCGACAGAGAGAGACAAAAACGUGAAUGGGAAAUGAAAGAGCGACAGGCCCAGGAACGGCGAUCGCGAGAAGAGGAAGCUCAACGUCGACAACAAGACGAAAUGGCUAUGCGAAUUCGACGCCAAGAGGAAGAACUUCAUCGGCGUCAACAAGAAAAUACUAUCUUCAUGCAGGAACAAGCCAUGCGUAGUGGUAGCGGUGGUAAACCUUAUGACAAUGUAAAUAGUAAUGAUCGCGAUGGAUACGGCAACGUCGAUGGAGGCAACAACUUACCAGUGGACCCAAAGUCAUUUAUGGACGCGUAUAAUAUGGACCGCAAUAAUCGUGGUGGGGGUUACAAUGAUGAUCGUGGACAAAUUAUGGAUCUUAUGGAUAUGAGAGUUGAUAUGGGCAACAUGGGUAAUAAUCGUGGUGGAAAUAAUGGUGUUGGCGGUGGUGGGCGUUGGCAAGGCGGAAAUGAUAAUAGAAAUCGCCAAGAAGACUUUCCGAAUAAAAGGAGACGUUAUUAAACCCCGAAAUAAAUAUAUUAGCAAUCACUAAUAAUUAUUCAUCUAAUCUGUAACAAAAUAAUUGUUUUCGUAAAUAUUAGUUCUUGGAAUAACGUCUAUGAUCUUUCUUCACGAAUUAUGAUGUCUGUUACAGAUUUUAUAACACUUUUGUGACAAACAAAACAAUUAUCCACUUACAAAUUUAACCAUUUAUUGGUCAAUUUGUAUUAAACAAUCUUUAGACAUUCUCUAUAAUAUAACAAAAUAUCAUUACGAUGAUUAGUAUUGCUAUAAAAAUGUGUGUUAUCAUUAGGCAUCAUUUAUUUAUGAAUUUAAUUGAUAUCCGGAUUAAAAAAUAAAUACUCUAUCGUAUUAUUAAAUCUUCCGGCAAAUUAUCAAAUUAAUAAUCAUUAGUUUUCAUUAUAAAUUAUACAAUCGUUUAUUUCAUUGAAUUGUGAUCAGUUGGUUGAUUUUUUAAUAAUCAAGCUAUUAGAAAGUCAUUAUGUGUAUGCUCAAAUAAGUUGCUGUGUAUACUUUGAUUACUUUUGAAUUACUUGACGAAUUUCAUGAAAAUACAGAGUAACAUUAAGAUAUAACAUACAACAUAUUUUAUCAAAUGAGCUUUUUUUAUGAGAAAAUUUCUGUGAGUAAUAAUUUUUUUGACUAGAAUAUAUCAAGUACGUAUAGCUGAAUUAUGAAAAUAUGUUUUAAGUCAUAUUAUAAUAUUACUGAUUAAGGAAUCAUCAAUACUUACGUAUUUGAAACAAUCUUCAGUAGAAUUGGAUUAAAUACAAUCAUACUAGUAGGAUUAUAAUUGAUAAUUUACUUGCUGAAAUUAAUUUAUCAAUAAAUUUUAGAAAAAAAAAUUGACCGAACUUUUUUGAAUUACACUCAACAUUAUCUUAAAUAAUAUUUUAUUCUACAGAUAUUAUUUGAUUUUAACUUUUUUUAUUACCAUUAUUUUUAUUAUUUACCCACUUAAUUAUGGUAUAUAAUCAUCUAUCAAAAAUAUCUCACUUUAUUGUGGAUAUUCAAUUUUUAUUUAUUAUUUUAUUUUAUACACAAUUUUGUGUCGUAAAAAUAAAUUUAUUUAUUUAUUCAUUUAUCUCGACUAUUUUGAAAACGAAAAACUUACAGUUACUGCUAAAUCAUGUAAUUUGAGCAUUUGUUAUUACGACAUUCUUUUAUGGCGGAUGGACAUCAAUCACAAGAUAUUCUUUCUUUCUUGAAACCACUAGUCAAUGAACCACUAAUUUCAGAUACGAGCAUCUGCGGGAUGAAAUUCUUUGAAACACCUGCAAUCUGGGCAGUCUAAAGUCUUAUAAAUUGAAUUUGACAUGCAGAAUUCAGAAAGCCACAUCUGGAUGAGUCAUUUUAAUGUUCAGACAAUGAAGAUUAGCUGGAAUUAAUAAUCUCAUUAUCAGCCUUCAGUGACGGUAAACAGUAUAGCAAAGAAUGUGGAAUUACAAAUUCUGAGAGCCAUGAAUAAAGCUAAGGAUGAUCUUGCGUGAAAAGAAUAAGUUUUAGCAGUAUAUAGCUGGAAAAGAGCACACGGAAAACUAAGAAAAAUAAUCUUUCAGUCAUUUGUAUUACAACUUUGUACUAACUAAAUAAAUAUGAAGAAAAGAAUUUUAUUUAAUAGA